AUGAUGCUGGAAAUGCAGCCUGUGCGGGCGAGCUUGCAGGUCGCACCUCUUGCAAUCACGAAGAGUCGCUCUGGGUCCGUGAGCGAGGAUGAUGCAGCUGUCAAUGCUUCUGCAAGCAUCUACUCUCAAUCGCAGAUAACGCCACCUUCAACGCCAAAUGAGUCACAAGAAGAUCUCGUUUCGCAGUCGCCGCAGCCACCACACACAAUAUUCCAUAACUAUCUUCGAGCAUUCUAUCCAUUUCAGCCUGCCUGUACGGUAACCGACUCGACCAUCACUUUACCGCUCAACGAAGGCGAUGUAGUGCUAGUGCACUCGAUCCAUACCAAUGGCUGGGCUGACGGAACUCUACUGGCAACGGGUGCGAGGGGCUGGUUACCUACGAACUACUGUGAGGGUUACGAUCCUGAAGAAAUGAGGAAUCUAUUGAAAGCGCUGUUGAAUUUCUGGGACCUUCUUAGGAGCACGGUCACGGACGAUCAAGAUAUCUUUGAGAACCAAGAGUUCAUGAAAGGCAUCAUCGCCGGAGUGCGGUAUCUACUUGAACGCACGCACUGCUUGACUCGUGAAACGCCGACCAUCCAGAGGAGUGAAAGUCUCAGACGGGGGCGAAAGAGUUUACUCUCCGAAUUGUCUCUGCUGGUAAAAACUGCAAAGCGCUUACAAGGGAUGCUUAGGUUCUCAGCGCAGUUUUCCGACCAAGCCAAUGAUGUUAUCGAUGAGAUGAUAUUAAGAGCAUUCAAGGUGGUUGUCAGGGGCGUGCGGUUUCUCGAUCUUUUGGAAGAGGAUCGACGUACCCGAGCGCCAGCAGUGACAGUCAUGGCCACUGUUAUGGAGGAGUCAUUCGUUCCACCAACACCGCCCGCGGAAACAACAAGCUUUGGACAAGAAGCAGAGGAGAAUAGUAACCCCGACUGUCGAAUGACUGCAAUCGACACGCCAACCGAGUCAUCAGCUGAAGCAAUGCAGGCUAGCGAACUAACACCACAGCGUUUGUCGUGCAUCCAAUCUCCGACAAACUUACCAGGCAACCGGGUCUCUCAAAGAACCAUGCAGGCUCCUAAUCGACUGUCUGCUAGCAUAACACAUCGGAUAUCCUUUGCUGGCCGCUCACCAUCGACACAAUCACAUAAUUUGGUUUCAGAACAACUCAACUCAUGUCAUGACGCCUUUUUAUCACAUCUCAGCUCCUUGAUUGGUCGUUUACGCCUCCAGUCACUUUCACGAUCGGAAUUCGCCUUGGCCAUCAGGCUCUCCACAACAUCGGGCGGGGCUCUCUGGGCUGUGGUUAAUGUUGUGUGCGACCACAACACCAUCAUCCCGGAAUCUCUAGAAACCGCCCGUACAACCAUGUUCGACCAUAUUCGUGAUUUAGUGUCGUCUGCACGAGACAUCUUGACGACCUGUGAUGUCGAGACCGAACACAUUGUCAUGCCUCAAGACGACGCGCUCCAACAUGCGGCUAUCCACUGCGUCAAGACGGCUGGUGAGUGCGUUGCAAGGACAAAAUGGGUCCUUGAGAAGAUCGGGGAUUUUGAGUUCGAAAUCGAAGAGGCUGAUCUAGGCCUUGACCUGAGCUUGUUUGAAAUGGCGUCCCAGACUCGCCCUCACACACCAGAGAACACAAGUGUUGUAGAAUCGAAGAAAUCGCCCACUUCCCCGGUAUCCACUUCGCUGUUGUUAUCAAUGGACAAACCGCUACCUGAAAUACCACCUAUAGCCGAGACAGAGACAAUUGAAACAGUAGGCAGGGCUGAGGCAACCUCUCUGUUAUCCCGAACACAGUCAGUCAGUGUAGAUGCAAGUCCGUCAACCAGCGUAUCCUCAGCGCCGUUAUCACGGCCGCUAGUACAACCUCUACCAAAACUCAGCACCGCCCUUGUUUCAGAAGACUCAUACAGCCCGAUAGAAGUAUCACAUGAUAUUGAAUUACAUGGAUCUUUCAGGUCCGAUACUGGGACAGCAAUAAGUUCGGGAACUAGCAGUUCGUAUCUCAGCCGCGAUUUUGAGUCCAGUGUCGUAUCCCAAACAUCCACACGCGCCACCACUCCUGACAGCGCUCAAGCACCCAGGACUCAGCCCUCAUUGUCCGAUAUUAGCACCACAGGCAGUACGGCUCUCACCGAAGAAGUGGAAGAAGUGGAAUCUAAGUUACUUGAGAAGACAUAUGUCCAUGAGCUCAUGUUUAACAAGGACGGCCAGGUUGUUGGGGGGACACUACAAGCACUUGUGGAGCGCCUUACAACACACGAAACAACGCCUGAUGCGAUGUUUGUAUCUGCAUUCUAUCUUACUUUCCGCCUAUUCUGCACACCGACCAGAUUAGUUGAGGUUCUAAUUGAGCGCUUUGACUAUAUCAGCGAAUCCCCUGCUAUCGCAAGCCCUGUUCAACUACGAGUCUAUAAUGUGCUCAAGGGUUGGCUGGAGUCUCACUGGCGAGAGCCAACAGAUGGGGAGGCUCUCCCCUUGAUUGCCCAUUUCGCUGAGUACAAAUUAGGACUCGUUAUUCCUUCAGCGGGUAAACGUCUGGCAGAGUUGGUUCAGCGUGUCUCUUCUACGGAAAACUUGACAUUGUCUCGCCUCGCUUCAUCAGUAGCCAAACAGAAUGCCUUGUCAGCUCCUUUCGUGUCUUCCGAUCUUGGUUUGCCAGCUUCUAUUCUUUCAAAGAGUCAACAAGGCCUUCUUACGAAUUGGAAAAUAGGUGGCAGCUUACCAUCGAUCCUUGAUUUUGACCCUCUUGAGCUCGCUCGCCAGAUCACUCUAAAGCAAAUGUCUAUAUUUUCUUCCAUCAAGCCCGACGAGCUUCUCGGGUCGCAGUGGAUGAAAAAUGGCGGCGUUGAAUCGCCUAAUGUUAAGGCUAUGUCCGGAUUAUCUAACGAUCUCUCUAACUUGGUUGCGGAUACAAUUCUUCAAUACUCCGAAGUCAAGAAACGUGCUGCCAUGAUCAAGCAGUGGAUCAAAAUUGCCAACCAGUGCCUCGAGUUGAAUAACUACGACGGAUUGAUGGCUAUUGUUUGCAGUCUUAAUAGCUCGAUCAUUAGUCGCUUGCGAAAGACUUGGGACAUUAUAAGUCCCAAACGUCGGGAGUUGUUUAAGACACUACAGGCCAUUGUCGAGCCAGCAAACAAUCACAGGGUACUUCGAGCACGCCUUCAAGGUCAUGUGCCUCCUUGUCUCCCCUUUCUAGGCAUGUUUCUCACAGAUCUUACCUUUGUCGAUAUCGGCAAUCCAGCUACAAAGCAACAUCCAGGUAUUGGUCCUCAGGGCCAAGGAAUGACCGUCAUCAAUUUUGAUAAGCAUAGUCGAACAGCGAAGAUCAUUGGCGAUCUGCAACGAUUCCAGCUACCCUACAGGAUGACUGAGAUUCCGGAUAUGCAGGAAUGGCUCCAAGCCCAGAUUGUCCGCAUGAAGGAGCUGGAUCAGAGUAACGUUCAGGUUAGCUAUUAUAGAAAAAGUCUUCUUCUUGAGCCAAGAGAGACUGCAUUGCGGACUCCAGUUGAAGGACCAACACCGUCAACUCAAACUAGCGCGAAAGCAGAUCUUUUCGGUUGGAUAUCUCGAGAUCGACAUAACAACAAUACCGCCGUCGCGAUAUAA
Molecule: messenger RNA, 3597 nt
Organism: Xylaria bambusicola
Lineage: Eukaryota; Fungi; Ascomycota; Sordariomycetes; Xylariales; Xylariaceae
Product: ras guanine nucleotide exchange factor domain-containing protein
Exons: 2
Coding region: 1-3597 (1198 amino acids)
Biological process (GO): positive regulation of GTPase activity; Ras protein signal transduction
Cellular component (GO): plasma membrane
Molecular function (GO): protein binding; guanyl-nucleotide exchange factor activity
Source: RefSeq, a predicted model, not a curated record